Messenger RNA from Pteronotus mesoamericanus, 1590 nucleotides. RefSeq names its product mucin 13, cell surface associated (gene MUC13). Bases 1 to 1590 code for a protein of 529 amino acids. The record is from RefSeq and is a predicted model, not a curated record. Lineage: Eukaryota; Metazoa; Chordata; Mammalia; Chiroptera; Mormoopidae. The transcript is spliced from 12 exons. Gene Ontology annotation, biological process: heart development.
AUGUCCCAGGUCCUGCCAGGCACAGGCUCCUGCAGCUACACACGCCACAACGCCUGCACCUGCUACCCCGACGACUCCUGCAGCUACUCCCACCACAACGCCUGCACCUGCUUCCCCGACGACUCCUGCAGCUACUCCCGCCACAACGCCUACACCUGCUUCCCCGACGACUCCUGCAGCUACUCCCGCCACAACGCCUACACCUGCUUCCCCGACGACUCCUCUACUCCCGCCACAACGCCUGCACCUGCUUCCCCGACGACUCCUGCAGCUACUCCCGCCACAACGCCUGCACCUGCUUCCCCGACGACUCCUGCAGCUACUCCCGCCACAACGCCUGCACCUGCUUCCCCGACGACUCCUGCAGCUACUCCCGCCACAACGCCUGCACCUGCUUCCCCGACGACUCCUGCAGCUACUCCCGCCACAACGCCUGCACCUGCUUCCCCGACGACUCCUGCAGCUACUCCCGCCACAACGCCUGCACCUGCUUCCCCGACGACUCCUGCAGCUACUCCCGCCACAACGCCUGCACCUGCUUCCCCGACAACUAGCGAUCCAAACCCUAAUACUAAAGGUCCUUGCCAAACCAAUUCCUGUGGUGGUGGCUCUUCAUGCAUUAAUCUGCAUACAUCACAUUUUUGCCUGUGUAUAGAUGGAUAUUACUAUAAGAAUACCAAAUGCAAUAAAGGAAAGGUAUUCCCUGGAACAAUUCAAGUAAAGGUAACAGACACAUCUGGCCUGGACAAUGAAAAUUCCAUAACCUAUGAAGAAUUACAUGUAAAAGUUGUGAGCUUUUUUGAAAAUACAUUUAAAGCUUCUGAUUAUGGACAGACUGUAAUUCAGAAAGCAAGAAUAUCUGCUUCAGCAAGAUCUGAAAUGCGUGCUGGUGACAAGGCUGUGGAUGUAGCAGUAGUAAACAUUUUUGCAGAAGGGACAAAGCAAAAUGAGACGACCGUAUUGACUGCAAUUAACGAGGCAAUCAACGGCUCUACUGACAUUACAAAGUAUACUACGCAAGAUCUGUGUGACUAUUAUGGUUGUGAAAAAAAAAAUGAGCAAGAUGACUGCAGCAAUGGUAUUCAGUGUAAAUGCAAACCAGGGCUUGGAAGACCUAACGCACAGGUUGCUUUUUGUGUUCCGUUAAGUCCAGAGUGUCCUCCUGCCUGCGAUGCAAAACACAAUAUGCAAUGCCUGGUGAAGGACGAUGGGAAUUCUGAUUGCGUGUGCCUGGCGGGCUACAAGAAGGAUGAUGGCGGGAAAUGUCAAGCGUGUGCAUUUGGUUACCAAGGAGUCAACUGUGAAGACAACUUUCAGCUAAUCCUCACUGUCGUGGGCACCAUUGCAGGCAUCCUCAUUCUUGGCAUGGUGAUUGCAGUGAUCUUCAUGAGAUCAAAGAAAACAAAAGACAUUGAAGAACAGAACUUGAUUGAGAAUGACUUUCAGAAUCUGAGACUGCAGCAAACAACAGGCUUCAGCUCUCCAGCACAAAGGAGCAUCUUCCCUAAAAUCACAUCCACAGUCCCCAGAGAUGGUGGGAUGCAGAAUCCCUACGCAAAUCCUAGAAGCAUACCCCGCCCUGACUAUUAG